AUGGCAGGAACUAUCGACUAUGCGCGUCUGCGCGAACAGACCAUGGGCUCUGGCCUGGAUGAAGAGGCAGUCACAGUAAACACUCGAGCCUUGAUCGACAAGGUGUUAGCCAGAUACUCCGGAGAAUGGACUACCCUGCGUGAGCUCAUUCAAAACGCUGCCGAUGCGCAGGCUACGAAGGUCACAAUCAAGUUUGAGACUCUACCAUCACCGAGUGUCCCUGUACCGCCGGCUAGCGACCCCUCCGCCCAACUCAAGCAUGUCUUGACCAACCACACCCUCCAACGAUUGCUCGUAUCCAACAAUGGCCAGUCGUUUGCUGAGACGGACUGGCAACGCCUAAAGAGAAUCGCAGAAGGAAACCCGGACGAGACAAAGAUUGGUGCCUUUGGUGUUGGUUUCUACAGUGUCUUUGCCGACUGCGAAAAUCCCUUCGUCAGUUCGGGCGACCAGACCAUGGCAUUCUACUGGAAAGGCAACAGCUUGUUCACCAGAAGGGGCAAGUUACCGAAGGAACAGGCUACUGGCGAGACUGCCUUUGUCCUUGACUACCGCAACACAACUUCUCCUGUGCCCAACCUAAUAUCCAUCUGCCAGUUCCUCGCCACCAGUUUGACCUUUGUUGGCCUACAAUCCAUCGAGUUGUGGGUUGACCAAUGGAACAUGAUCACACUUAACAAGAAGAUGGCUCCGUCGGCCGAUGUUAGUAUCCCACACGACGUCAAUCCCAAGACAAAAGAAGGACUCAUGAAGAUUGUUGGCGUGGAAUAUCAAAAUGCGCAGAUCGACGCAAAAUGGUGUAAUGUUAUAGGCUGGACACGCGUAGCCGGUGCUCAGCAACAACUGCAGCCAUCCUCAUCAGAACCACCGACUCAGUCUUUGCGGGGCUUCUUCAGUCGCUUUGCAUCAGCUGCGACUGGCCCUAGUGCGGCUGCCAAACGUGCCGCAAAGGAAGAGGAAGCUGUUCAAAAAGCGAUUUCUGAAGAUCUCGCUGGUAUGAGCACUGCUUCGGUGUUCUUGCGAAUCAGCACCGUCAAUGUGCAAACCUACGUUAACAAAAGCUUGGCCGCCGAACUUGAGCGUGCUACCAAGAAGCCACCACCAAAGCAUACAAGAAUCGCCAUCUUGACGUCUUCAUAUGAUGAGAGCUCCGUGUCCAUGGCAACUCUUUCUGGCUCAUCUUCUGGCAAGGCCGCUGAAAUCUUCGCAUCUGUACUUCCUAGCAAGAAUGGUCGUGUUUUCAUCGGGUUCCCUACUGCUCAGACGACUGGUCUACUUGCCCACAUUUCUGCUCCUUCCGUUAUUCCUACCGUCGAACGUGAGAGCAUCGAUUUGAACGCAAGAUGGGUACGCACUUGGAACGUGGAAAUGCUACGAGUUGCCGGCAUAGCAUGUCGCGUUGCCUAUACAGGAGACAUGGCUGAGCUCAAGAAUAAGCUCGAGCGUCAAAUGAAGACUUCAGGUAACAAGAAAGUUCAGAAGGAGGAUCUCGAAGCUGUCAUGGCUUCUGCUAUCCACACGUUCAAGCAAUACACCUUCUCAGAGUCCACACCAUCUUCGCAGGUUGGUGCCAUCAUCGAGGAAGCCUUCUGGACUUGUAAUCAGAAGGGAUCGAUCAACCUGCUCUCCACUCGUGGUGUUCUUCCCAGCUUCGAGGUUCGUGUUGCUACCGAAGACCUUAGCUUCGUGGAUGGCAUUCCUGUGGUCCCAAACGAAAUUAUGGAGAAAGCCUCGGUCUUUAUGCGUAACCUCAAGGAAUAUGGGCUGCUAUCUGACAUCACUACUCAUGAUAUCAAGAAAGAGCUAGAAGCCCGAGCUCUCGAAGAGAAGCAGUUGACUGAGCUGAUUAAAUGGGCAGCCACCAAACUAAGCCGGGAUGAAUUAGACGUGUCUGCUCUUCGCUCGCUCUUCGACGGAACCGUUGCUACGAUCGCUGAGGAAUACGCUAGCACAUAUCCUGGUCCGGUCUUGCUUCUGGGCAGCAUUGAUUCGUUCCCUAACCCGAGCAAGAUCCCCUCUGAGCUACCCGCUCCAUCUACCACAAUCCCGUUCCGCUUCGUCAAGAAUAUUCCCAAGAAUCAACUUGAAACGUUCGGCUGGAAUGAACUACAGAUCGUACCUUGGCUCCGAUACAUCAUCGAGAAGGAUGGCGUCGGCCUCUCUGCCGAGCAAAGUAUCACAAAGUCGCCCUCGUUCUCUGGGCAGGUUCUCUCUGUGAUCUCUAAAUCCUGGGACGGUCUCAGUCAGUCCUCGAAGGGCACUGUUGUACAACUCCUUGAGCCAAGAACAGUCAUACCUACCAAACUUGGUAUGCGUAAACCAUCUCAGUCUUACUUCGCAUCUGUGAGACUCUUCGACGACUUGCCUACAGUCUAUGGUCUCCAGGGCGUGAAGGAGAAGUUCCUUCUGCCUCUAGGUGUCCGUAAAACCGUUGAGCUGUCUGUGGUCUUUGACAGACUCAUGGCGAAGUCCUCUGGUGCUGCCGAGGGCAAAUGGAGCCAUGUUGAUUUGAUCAAGUAUCUUGUCAGUGUUCAAAAUGAUAUCCCAACUGAAGACUAUGAGAAGCUGCGUAAGACGCCGAUUUGUCCUGCAGAGGUUCAAGGAGAUUCGAAGGCUACUGAGGGCAAGCUUUACAAAGUCUCAGAUCUCUACGAGCCAAUGCCGGUCUUGAGAGAGCUCGGCCUGCCACUUUUACAAUGGCCUGGAGAGUUCAGGAAGACCAAUCCAGAGUCCAAAUUCUUGAGUGUUCUCGGACUCAAAGCUUAUCCUGGUGUUCAAGAUUUGAUUCCAAUCAUGACAAAGGCAGCCGCUGAAGGUGACUCAAGGUUGUACGAGAAGACUCUCCAGUACUACAUCACCAACCACUACACCAAUGGAUAUCGAACCUUCCCCGUCGAACGAGUCACGGUGCCGUUCCUGCCUCUCCAGGGUGGAGAUUUGAAACAGCUGGCAACACCAACACAGUGCUUUGCUAACAAGCGAUCUGCCAUUCUUGGCUUCCCUAUCAUCCGAGACGAUCUGCAAAAGCAUGCCGCUUUGUUCAAUGUAGAGCAAAAUCCUCCCAUUGUCAUCUGUGCUGAAAACCUUAUAAAGAGUCCUCCAAAGAGCCGUGCGGACGCUAAGAACAUCUUCGGUUACUUUGCAGGCCGGCUCAACGAGAUCGGUCCCUCUGGCAAUCUUGCUGAAAGGCUGGGGGAAUCACGCAUCAUUCCAAUUGUCAAGUCUGGUUCCGGCAAUGAGAAGAGCGAGAGUCUUCGCUACACAGCUCCUAGAGCUUGCUUCUUGGGCGACAGUGCUGCCUACGGCGAGAUCUUCGACUUUGUUGAUUUUGGCUCUGAGGCCAAUUCUUUCUUAUUGAAGAUUGGCUCCAAGCAUGAACCGAGUGCGCCAGAACUUGCAGGUAUGCUCGUUCGCGAACCCUCACGCUUGUUGAGCACUCUUGGCCAGGAAAAGUAUCUCAGCCUUUUGCGUCGUAUAGCAGACAACACAAGCGGUCUGAAGAACGACAAAAUGCUUUGGGCUGCGCUAAAGCGCUCUCCCUGUUUGCUUGCCGUCAAAGAAAUCGCGCCUACCACUAGCAAAGUGACGGAGGACGAACAAGACUACUUUGAAGAGAAUGAAGCGGCCAUCAAGGAAUGGCAUCUUGCCGUGCCCUCGAGUAUAAUCCUUGUCGACGAUUUUUACAGCUACCGCCUUUUCAAGGAGAGAUUGCUUGCUGGUCCUCAAGAGGAAAUUCUCGAGAAUCUGUAUGCUGGUCUGGGAGCCACCUGGAUUAGUAGUUUGAUUGAAGACGACCAGCGUAUGGGUGGUCUCCUGCCUGAUCAAUCUGGUGCAGCUAAACUCCAGGGUCUCAUUGUUGAGCGUUGUCGUUUGUUCUUGCACGACCACACUGCAGAGAUGAUCCGCCACGACUCGAAGUGGCUCGAAGGAGUCCUGGCGGUCAAGGUUGUCAGCUCGUUGACUCUGACCAAGACAUUGCGUGGGUACAACGCGACGUACAAAGAGAAGAGAACAGCUGCCCUGCACAGAGACACGAAGAAGGAUGCGACGCUGUUUGUGACUGCUCGUCCUGACUUCUACGAGGUUGCACGUGCGAUCAUGUCUCUCUUGCUCAAGAGACCAAAACAACAGGACUUCCUUGCUCUGGAGAUGAUCUUGGACAGUGAUCUGCGUCGCUUGAAGACCAAGGGCUAUAACGUAGACCGCAUCCUACGCCAGAAAGCCGCAGAGAAUCGAAUGGCUGAAAACAAACGACAACAGCAGAUCGAAGAGGAACAGCAAAGAGUUGCAGAGCGCGAAGCUGAGUGGAAUGCACAGCAACAGACACGAGCCAUCGACGCACCUGGAGCCCCAAAAGCCACUCCUGAGAAACCCAAGCCGAUCCCUGGUGCAUUCGACGCUUCGCCUGAGACCACAGUUGCACAGCGUCCCAAGAGAGGGACUGGGUUCUUCUCUAACCUCCAGAGACAGCUUGGGUUUGAGACGGGCCCAGCAGAGCAAGAAGCUCAACAGCAGCAGCAACGUCAAAAGCAGUUGCAAGACACAUCUCAGCCAGAAGCAGGACCUUCCGAUGCCCCGCCACCAUACUCGGAGAACCCUGGGCAAGUUGUGAAGAAGUCUACUGUCAGCCAACAACCCGAAAAGAUCACACCACCUCAUCAGAUUACGCAGAAUCUGAUCUCGGCAGUAAACUCUUCGCGUGCGCACGAUUCGGCCGGGCUCUUCUCUCCUCCUACAGAGAACACAGUCAAGGAAACACCAUCUUACUGUGAUUCGACCCCUGGACAGAACCUAACGUUCAUUGGCAACACUUCUGCAGGUGUCAAGAUCUUCCUCGACAAUGCUGUUCCCGCAUCAUCCAGGGCGACUUUCUUGCAAGCCCAUGCCACACAACUGAAUGCCUUUGCCGCCCUCCUACUCGACGUCGGCAACGUCUUCCUCCUUCGCCCACAAUCUCUGCACAUCUACUACAACGAGUCCGGCAGCAGCAUCGCCUUCAACCGCCAAGGCUCCAUCUUCUGUAACCUCCGCUAUUUCCUGCAGCUGCACUGGCAGAACUAUGGCACUGCUGGAGGCGUGGGCAAGCAAGCGGCAGCAGUGUAUUGGUUUGUGACUUUGUGUCACGAGUUGGCGCACAACCUGGUUUCGGAGCAUAGUCAACAGCACGAGUUUUAUACCGAGAGCUUUGUGACUGAAUACUUUGGCAAGAUGAUGAGUAAGUGUGGACAGUAUGCUAGCGAAGUGCCACAAGCUGCUGUCCGAGGGUGA
This is a messenger RNA of Aureobasidium uvarum, 5268 nucleotides long. The record is from the annotation of a GenBank genome assembly. Lineage: Eukaryota; Fungi; Ascomycota; Dothideomycetes; Dothideales; Saccotheciaceae.